Messenger RNA from Oryctolagus cuniculus (rabbit), 2614 nucleotides. It is a transcript of the gene PACSIN3, whose product is annotated as protein kinase C and casein kinase substrate in neurons 3. Gene Ontology annotation, biological process: cytoskeleton organization; regulation of endocytosis; plasma membrane tubulation. Gene Ontology annotation, molecular function: phospholipid binding; protein binding. NCBI's taxonomy places the organism in Eukaryota, Metazoa, Chordata, Mammalia, Lagomorpha, Leporidae. Gene Ontology annotation, cellular component: cytoplasm; endosome; plasma membrane. The record is from RefSeq and is a predicted model, not a curated record.
GCGGCGGGGGCAGUGCCUCGAGCCCGCCUUCUCCUCCCUGGACUCCUGAAGUUUGCAAUGGGACCGACUCCCGCCCCGGCAGCCCCCUGCCGCCCAGCUCAGAGAGAGGACGUACGGGGCCGGCAGCCGCCCAGGCGAGCGGGAAUCUCCUGUGCGGCGCCGCGAGCUCCGCGGUCCCUCACCCUCGGGUCGGCGGGGCCCGGGGGCGUCGGACCAAACCUUGUCCUGGGGCUCCCCAAGGGCCCCCGUUCAAGCGCCCCGCGCCGGCCCUGAGGCCCCAGAAGGGGGCUCGCUCCCCGACGACCUUUCACCCUCAGCAAGGAGCACAAACUCCUGGGGCUGCUGCUCGGGGCCACCGUCUGCAGUCCACGGCUGGACCCGCCCAGGCAGGGUCGCCCCCUCCCCUCCGCGGGCACCGGCUGGCCCCACCCCCUCCGAGACCAAGUCCGGCAACUUUGGCCAAGAAGCCCUGGAGUCUUCCAUGGCGAGACCCGGCCCGGCCGCUCCGCAUGGGCUCCGUGGGCUCCGCGUCCGGCAGCGCGGGGCCGGCAAGGGGGCCUUGCUGAGGGCCGCUGGCCACAGGGUUGAGGCCAAGACGGGCAGACCCUGGGCUCAGGGAUUUGGUGUGGAGGCUCGGGGUGCGGAGUGCGUCACCAGGGAGCAGGCACCUCGGCUGGCCGGCAGACUGUGGGCUUGUUGAGGGCAGCUCUCCGUGGACGUCGUGCAGGUGGAUGAGUGUCUCCUCGGGACCACCAGGCCCCACGUGUGGCCCUUCAUUUCUGACUUGAGUCUAACAGCACCCCUGGCACGGAAGCCGACCAGGCAGAGUCACCGGGCAGCUUGGAGACUUGGCUACCUGGUCCCUGCAGUGACCGCUAGAGCCCAGCCUCACAUCCGCCACCAUUCCGUGCUGCAGGGACACGAUGGCAUCAGAAGAGGACGCUGGAGGGGAGGCCUUAGGGGGCAGUUUCUGGGAGGCUGGCAACUACAGGCGCACGGUGCAGCGGGUGGAGGACGGGCACCGGCUGUGCGGGGACCUGGUCAGCUGCUUCCAGGAACGCGCCCGCAUCGAGAAGGCCUACGCCCAGCAGCUGGCUGACUGGGCCCGCAAGUGGAGGGGCGCUGUGGAAAAGGGCCCCCAGUACGGCACCCUGGAGAAGGCCUGGCACGCCUUCUUCACGGCGGCUGAGCGGCUGAGCGCGCUGCACCUGGAGGUGCGGGAGAAGUUGCAGGGCCAGGACAGCGAGCGGGUGCGCUCCUGGCAGCGGGGCGCCUUCCACCGGCCCGUGCUGGGCGGCUUCCGUGAGAGCCGGGCUGCCGAGGACGGCUUCCGCAAGGCCCAGAAGCCCUGGCUGAAGAGGCUCAAGGAGGUUGAGGCUUCGAAGAAGAACUACCACGCGGCCCGGAAGGAUGAGAAGACGGCCCAGACUCGCGAGAGCCACGCCAAGGCGGACAGCGCCGUCUCUCAGGAGCAGCUGCGCAAGCUGCAGGAGCGGGUGGAGCGCUGUACCAAGGAGGCCGAGAAGAUGAAAACGCAGUACGAGCAGACGCUGGCAGAGCUGAAUCGCUAUACCCCGCGCUACAUGGAGGACAUGGAGCAAGCCUUCGAGAGCUGCCAGGCCGCCGAGCGCCAGCGGCUCCUCUUCUUCAAGGAUACGCUGCUCACCUUGCACCAGCACCUCGACCUCUCCAGCAGUGAGAAGUUCCAUGAACUCCACCGCGACCUGCACCAGGGCAUCGAGGCUGCCAGUGAUGAGGAGGAUCUGCGCUGGUGGCGCAGCACCCAUGGGCCGGGCAUGGCCAUGAACUGGCCACAGUUUGAGGAGUGGUCAUUGGACACACAGAGGGCGAUCAGCCGGAAGGAGAAGGGUGGUCGCAGCCCUGACGAGGUUACCCUGACCAGCAUCGUGCCCACAAGAGACGGCACCGCACCCCCACCCCAGUCCCUGGGGUCUCCGGGCAGUGGGCAGGAUGAGGAGUGGUCAGACGAGGACAGUCCCCGGAAAGCUGCCACCGGCGUGCGGGUGCGGGCGUUGUAUGACUACGCUGGCCAGGAAGCAGACGAGCUGAGCUUCCGAGCAGGGGAGGAGCUGCUGAAGAUGAGUGAGGAGGAUGAGCAGGGCUGGUGCCAGGGCCAGCUGCAGAGCGGCCGCAUUGGCCUGUAUCCCGCCAAUUACGUGGAGUGCGUGGGCGCCUGAGUGCCCUGACAGCCCUUCUGAGACGUCUCUCCAACCCUGGGUCGGAGCCCAGCUGCUCCCUGGACAGCUAGACCUGGGGCCCUGAACCAUUGUGCCCUGCGGAGCCCCGUCCCCUGAGGAGAGAGGAAGUCCCAGGACCCAGGAAGGGGCGGGCCCUGUGGGGAAAGGCCAGCUGAGUCCAGCCUGAGGCUAAGAAGGGAGAUCAUAGGCCAUGGAAGGGUUUCUGGGUGCCUAGGCCUCCCUAGGAGCUGGGGACCCAGUUCUUGGCCUCGGUUUUGGAAUCCUUGGGAGAGCUUGGGCUGAGUGUAGUUCUGGGCCUAGCAGCAUCCUCUUAUGUGGCUUGUUCUAGUGUGUAUUACAUUUGACAAAAAAAAACAAAAAACAAAAAACAAAACCAAAAACCAAAAAAUUGACAA